AUGACGAUACCUUUGCAUGAGACCGAGGGCGGCACGAUAGUUUCAAUCAUUUUGUCGCUGGUAUCGAUGGCUAUUUUAUCAGUAUGCCUAUCUCGAAGAGUGCAGAAUGUGCGAGAUUGGUCCCAACUUCCUCUUGUAUGUUGGUUGGUUCUACUUAUAUACAUCGACUCGAUCAUAUUUGUCUUGGGAACCGCCAUAUUGUCAAACGGAUUUGGAGUGGAUUUCUCUCAGGACAUAUGUUCCAAGGCUAUCUUGCUAUGUCUUGGGUGUUAUUUGACAACCAAAGUAAGUACUAAUCUGCACUCGGUAAUCAUAGAGCUCACAAUGCGCAGGUGCAGUUUCUUUACUACUUUCUGGUUGAGCGUGCGGUAUUACGUCAUCCGUCGAUCUUCAAACCCAAGAAUGAAAGACUGGCUAUACUUGUUUAACACCUUUGGCAUGUUGAUUCCAUAUUGUAUUGUCAUUGUGUUGAACUUCUACUUCCGGUUCGCAGUUUAUGAGAACCAUACAUGCAGGAUUGGGAUGAAGAGGGUCGCCAUGGGACCACUGAUAGGAUUUGAUAUACUUGUAAAUGUGUAUCUGACCUCGUUAUUCCUGAUUCCUCUUCGUGGACUCUACUCGUACAGAAUGAACCGCACGUCACACGUGCGAGUUAUCGCCCUCCGCAUAUUUAUUGGAAGCUGUUGCACCCUGGUUUCUAGUGUUGUUAACCUUACAGUAUUACUAGCCAUGAAAGGCGAGCCAGGUUGGAUAUGUCUCAUGUGCUGCAACAUCGACAGUAUGAUUGAUUACCUCCAAACAAUUUCUCCACAAAAUAACUCUUUCCUAGUCCUCUUUAGCGUUCUUGUACUGCACUGGAUAACCUCCAAAGACAACGCCUCAACCUUUUCAUCAUCGCAAAACGUCGCUAUCUACAACAUCAGCCGCGAUCGAGAAAGCCCAGUGUUUGCCCGAUACUCCAACCGAAAGAUGGCCCAUAGCCCCGGCCUAGCCCAAGACGACCUUGGACUUAGCGAGUACAGAAAAAGAGGCGGAGUUACGACAUUAGUAACUGCAAUUGGGGAAUCCGAUAAAGACGAGCACGCGCAUGUUCCGAAUGUCAUUACGGUCGAGAGUGAGCAUGUUAUAGAGGUAGAGCAGGGAAUGAUUAGCGAUAAUGAAAUUGGUCCACAUAUUGGAGGAAUGAUAGAGAGCACUGAAAAGCUGUUCCAGAAGAAUUAG
Molecule: messenger RNA, 1221 nt
Organism: Lachnellula hyalina
Lineage: Eukaryota; Fungi; Ascomycota; Leotiomycetes; Helotiales; Lachnaceae
Exons: 10
Coding region: 1-1221 (406 amino acids)
Source: RefSeq, a predicted model, not a curated record